This is a messenger RNA of Camellia sinensis, 705 nucleotides long. NCBI's taxonomy places the organism in Eukaryota, Viridiplantae, Streptophyta, Magnoliopsida, Ericales, Theaceae. The record is from RefSeq and is a predicted model, not a curated record.
AUGAAUUUGUUGAGGGCUGAAAACCAAGCCCGAGAAAAUGCCACGGGUUUUCUUACUCGGGAGUUUUUGCGGGCCAAACCGGAUAAGUUCUUUGGUGGCCACGAGCCCAAGAAAGUAGACGAGUGGUUCAAAAAAAUAGUGAAGACAUUUGAGAUGCUUCACAUCGAGGAUAGUGAACUAAGGGUGACUCUAGCGAGUUACUAUCUUAAAAGAGAUGUGGGUCAAUGGUGGAAGUACGCCAAGGGUUCAGUGGAGCCGAUAUGGGAAGCUUUUGUGAUUGUUUUCCAAGAUAAGUACUUACCUCCCACUGCUAGGGAGAGAUUGAGGCAAGAGUUUUUGGACCUCAAACAAAAUAACAUGUCUAUGGCUGAGUUUGAGGCGGCCUUUCUAAACUAUGCUCCUCUCGUGGAGGCGGUGGCACAUGUAGAGGUUACUAUGCAGGCUGAGAAGGAGAGACAUCGGGGUUCGAGGUCUAGGGGCCAGGAAUCCCAGGGGAACUACAGGCAGAAUAAGAAGAGAAGGGGCAAUUUACCACAAUCCCAACCACAGCAGUCUAGAUCCACCUUUCCCUUGCCUAGUACGGGCCCCGAAAAGAGUGCUCAGAGUGGUUUUUCUUGCUUUAAGUGUGGCCAACCAGGUCACAAAGUCUUUGCGUGCCCACAGAAGGGAGGAAAGCAGUUGAUGUUACCACCACCACCUAAUUGA